This is a messenger RNA of Porites evermanni, 12950 nucleotides long. NCBI's taxonomy places the organism in Eukaryota, Metazoa, Cnidaria, Anthozoa, Scleractinia, Poritidae. The record is from the annotation of a GenBank genome assembly.
AUGACGGAUUUUCAUGGAGUGGAGGAACUCAAGACUUAUGUCCCAAGUCUCAUCAAUAUCGUAAGUAACUGGGGAAAGUCUUGGUAUGUCAUCUUUUUUUCCUUGUUAUAUUGCCAUUUUGAUAUUAAUAGCUCCUUCUGAAAACUAACUCCAAUAAGAAGUUAUUAACUAUAUUAGGAGCAGAUGAACAUGAUUUGUUUUAAAUUGCCGUCACUGUUAGAGCGGUUUUCACUUGACUGUCGAAAGUAAUUGAGGAAUUGGUUUGGUUUUGGUUUUACUACGCCCUUUCGUUGGCUAGUGUAUUUACUUUGGUUUUGGUUUUACGACAGUCAAGUGAAAACCGCUCUAGUACAGUAUAUGUAUCAUUAGUUUCUAAUUACGAUAAUUGUCUUCAGGCCUAUAAUCUUUUGAGUGACAGUUCUAUUGGAGCAAACGUGAAGUACGUCCUGCACAAACUGCUAAUUCUUGAGCAUGAUCAGGUAAGACUGUUAUUCUCCAAGGAUAUUUUGUCGAUGUUUCCGUUUUACGUUAAAGGGGUAAUAAAAUGUGGAAAGGACUGAAGAAUCAUGUUUCAUAAUGCGCGAUAAAGCUUUGAUGUGCUUGCUGAUUUCGUCUUUCCUUACUGAGGAAACUGUAGUUUUGGGAUAGAAAAAACGGGGUAGAAAAAAGGAGAGAACGCUCGUGGGUAGCUACAUGAGUUCACAUAGAUACCACGUCAUUUUGGAGCACAUAACAAGGUGGUAGAUAAAACUGGAGGGUUCACAUGGCUCUAAACGAACUGCUUCCUUUUUUUCUACUUUUUUAUAUUUAUGUCUCAAUGAAUGUGAACUUCAGUGUAGUAUAAGCUGCCCGUCUAUUUCUUCGAAGGAAGGAAAGGUUAAGAAGUCCAUCAACGGAGACAUAUCUAUGGAAUUAAAUAGCCAUAAUUGGCCUCUUGUUCCACUGUCGCGUUGAGAUCCACUGAUAAAGGCUUAGUCCAUCUCAAUUCCUGACUGAGUCGAACAGGGCCGAUAGAUUGCCUUGAUGUAAAUACUUAUUAUCUCAUUAUUCAUUUUCCAAUGACUUAAUAAAACAGCCACUUGGCACAAUAUUUGAAAAGAAACUGAUCAUUGCCCAUUCCCGGUAUCGUCCGUAUAAUAGCGACAUUUUUCACUGAAUGCUGGAUGAGGUUGUUUAAAGGGAACUUUUUUAUCUCACUAAAAAGAAACUUUGCUAACAGCCAUCACUAUAAUUCUGACUUGUAGGAAGGACUCGUAAUAAGCUCUCAUGCCGGUAACACCAUGGAAAGCUUCUGCCUUUGGGCCAAGGGACAAAAUCCAGUGGAUGACAGCAAUCCAGAUCACUUUGAUCAUGCCGCUCUUAUUUCACGGUAAGGAUUUACGGUAGUAUUACACUGUCUCUCAAGCUUCACUGCAAAUGUAAUGAGACCUGAGUAACCAAGUCCCAUUAACUCCCACUCACCCUACUAAAUGUGGAGAAAUGUUAGCCUCAUAGAGCUCCUGCACAAUUUCGGGAGAGUUGUUGCAUCUUUGCAUGUUUUUUCUGUUUCUGCGUGGCAUCUGCAAUGUUUCUCAGAUCUGUUAGGAACCGUGAAAAAAUAAAUCAAAAGCUGACAUUUCGACUGCUACGGCUUGCCCUUCAUCAGAACAAAGUUGUUAGUUGUGUUUAGUGUAUAUAGUUGAAUGGAAGAGUGACGAUUUGAAUGAUUAACUUUUACUGCAGAUUUUCGCGGUAGUCCGUGUGUUUACUUGGUGCAAGGAGAGACGGCAGAUUGUCGUGUUGUUUUUGCUUAACCGAUUUUGAAGAUUGAAAAUGUGGUGUUAUUUCUUUUCAAAACUCUAAGACGUUCGCAGAAACGGUUGCCUAUGUUUCUCCCCAUUUCGCCUGCAUAAAUGUUUUUCCAUUUAUUCAGGUUGUAACAGGUGUCCGUUACAGAAUUUCAUGUGACUUAAACAAGCUGUUUUGGUCCCGACUAAAUUUGUCCACGUUGUGAGUGAAAGGUCAAAUCUUGCAUUGUGCGCGCACCCCCUCGUACCUAGACGCCUCUUUUUAGAUGAAAAUUUGCGCGCAAAGGAAGGAAGGAAGGAAGGAGAAAACAUGAUCAUAUGCGCUUUGUCGAAAGUCACUUGCAUUUCGCAGUCGCCUCUGCCAUGUGUAAAACGAUGCACCUGAGGAGGAUUCGAGGCAAGUGCGCACGCGCAUUUGAAAGUUCCAGGUUGAGUUUUUGAUUCCGUUUUACCAAUGUGCCAUCGCAGCGUCUCUCGGAGCUAACAAUUUUAAUUCUCAUAUACCGCAUGGUCCGUACAAUUGCUAAUUUGAAUUCUUUAAGAUUUCUGUGCUGGCAAUGACUUUAUGGGACAUCCUCAUCCGCCAAGGGUUUUUUUUAUUAUUAUUAUUCUAGAUACGAUUUUUGUCGAAAUACGGAUAAAAGAAUGGGACAAAGCUGUGAAAAAGUUUUAGGUGAGAAAUAUUUGUAUUUUAAUAGCAAAAUAAACGUAUCUACCAAAAUGGCUCAGGGUCGUCUUACCGACUAUCCAAAGAUCAAGGAAAACUUAUAACUAACCAACUGAAGAUUAAUCGCGCUAUUUAUCAUAGAUGUUGUAUUGCUGUACAGCUAAUGCUUUUUCUUAAAAGAACAAAAUUUAACUAAGAAGUAGUGGAUUAUAAAAGGAGGAAAUACUAAAAGUUUAUUUAUUUUUUACUCUUGUUGUAAACAAAGGUCUGGCGCAAGUUCAAGGAAUGUGCAGCUUGACAGGGAGUUGCACACUAAGCAAGGAUGGAGGACUGGGAACGGCUUACACCAUUGUACAUGAAACAGGGCACAAGUAAGUAAAACUGUUAAAACCAGUCCAGGUAGAGGACCCGAUCUAGUUUCCUUAAUUUUCACCCUGGCCCUCACUGAGUUUUCCGUCUCACUGUGGGUCAUAAACCUUUGUUAUGUUAUCUUAAGCGACUUUUGUUAUAAACCAAUCAUAGCGUACGCUGUUACAAAAGGGCUGCGUUGUUAUAUUGUUGUCUUACAGUCUUGGUGCGCAGCAUGAUGGCGCCGGCAAUUCAUGCUCUAACAACAAGAAUAUUAUGGCUACACAGGCCAGCGGUAAAGAAACAGCCUUUGAAUGGUCGUUAUGUAGUCGACAAGCAAUUCAUACAUUUUUGUCGUAAGUAUUCCCAGUAGCCUGGCAUCUCUUUGAAACCUCUAAAGUUAUUGGACCCCCAUAUCGUAGUUCUUUUGUUUUGGGGCUACAAUGUAGCUACCAAUGUUAACUCACCCUGCUAGCAGAGCCUUACAUUCACGUGCUUGCUUUUUUCGUACUCGAGAAGGACUCUACUUAAAUCGAGAGGGUCAUGUAGCUGGGUUUCCCUGGCCCCAAAUAAUACUAAAACAAUUGGAAGAAUGACAUGUCAUUGUUUCCUACAACCAAUUAGGACAGACCAUACGAGCAGCUUCUACACUACUCUAUAUCGAAUAAGGUCUAGCAUGUGCUGCUUGUUGCCGGGAUACAGUUUCGAACCCAGGCCUAAUAGCUCUGCGCUUGGCAUAGCGACCUCAGCUGGCAAAACCAGUUUGGCGAUCAAGAACAAUAUUAGCUUGUCCAAAAGUGCGAACGUCAGCAAUUUCAAAGCCUCAACGUCAUUCAGAGAGAGCCUCGGUUUUUUUUUUCUCCUCACUCAAAGAGAAAAACGGAGGCUCUGCUCGCAGGGCGUUGUUAACUUUAUUCCUUCAGUGUUUACCCAACCAAUCUUGUGAGGCCUUGUUACAGACGCCUAGGUAUUUCUUUUUAGUAUUUACCAAAUCAGUUAAUCGCAAUUUUCGCGCGUUUUGAUUGGCUCCCGUAAACUCGGAAUAUCCUUGGCUAUUUACUGUUUUACGACCGCCGCUAAGAUUGCGUCUCGUUUCGAGAAAUUAUCAGAAGACGAAAUUUGAGCGAUAAAUCAAGCAGUCGUACAAAAAAUACCAAGAAAGCGAGAAACUUCAGCUUGUCGGUGUUUACCGGUAGGUAGAAAAUAGUUUUCUUGCUGAAUUUGCAACAAAAUCGCAAAAAGGCACUUGACAAAAUCCUCGAAAUGUUUGUAAAUUGUAAAAAAACUUCCUACUAAGUGACGUUUUUAAUUUACAAAAAUGUUACUUUUUUCAUUUUUAUCCAAUUGACUUGGUUAAUACUAAAACAACUAUCCCAUCCCCCUCAGGGUCGGUGAACAACGCUAGAUAAAUACCUCGACGCUUAACGUCUCGGUAUAUAUCCCUAACUAUUCAUCUUCCCUUAAUUCGUGGGAUAGUUGUAUACUGGUUAACGGUGUCAGGAUAUUGUUGUCUCAUAUUGUACCAACUAUAAAAAGAGAUCCAGGUCAAGAAUUUGACCUAACUUGCUUGUUUGUUCUUGAUAUUUUUCCUCAGUGGUGAUAAUUCGGCGUGUUUAAAAGACAAACCACAAAAGUCUGUUACCAUGCCGCAACGCCUGCCAGGUCAAAUAUAUACCGCUGAUGAUCAAUGUUCGCGGGCCUUUGGGGACAAGUCACGCGCUUGUCCAGCACCCUUCUUAAAGGAGGUGAGCAAGGAGAAAAAAUAAAACCUUUUCAGUCUCUAUAGCCAGUAUCAUUUUUACUUUAAUACAGAGAACACGUCUUUUUUUGUUUACUUUUUAUGGAUAUCAGAAACAUUUAGAUGUAUAACUUUUACCGAUAAUCGAAAGUCAUGUUUUUGAUUUUCUUUUCCCAGAAAAUAUGUCUUCAGCUUUGGUGCGUAAACCCAGAAACGAGAAUGUGCACCACACAUCAUGAACCUGGCGCUGAGGGCUCAAGCUGUGGUCAUAAAAAGGUACAAAUAAUUUUUCGAAACCCGUGCUAAACAGGCAGUUACUUAAAGAGACUAUGUCAGGGCUGUCAGUUCAUUUUCCUUUUCAUACCAACUACGCGUUCUUAUUCGCUACGAAGUUGAGAAAUUACUUGUGAAUGACAAAGUCACAGCUAGAUGUCUAACAAAUGUCCCCCAAUCAUUGUAUCAAACGUAUCAUUAUAUCAAAGCGAAACGUUAUGAUGAAGCCUAGGGACUAGGCAAAGUCAGUAACUCAGUGAGUCAGACGGUAGCCUAGCUGAUCAAUCGAUCUUGAAAUUAAUCAAUAAUGAAAAACAAAGACGCAUUCUUCCAAAAUACGUGCCUUGCACUCCCUCAGUUGACAUUUGUCUCUCUUUUACGAGUCAGUCGUCAUUUUGCUCCUUUUCUUCAACUUUUAAAUUCGCGCCAUAGUUGAGCACAACGAACAUUUUAAAAAAGAGAAAGGUAUUUUAACAUAGACGUUAAAGGACGGAUAAGCGGUGCUUGUGAUAAAGUGAUUUGCACUUUUAAAGCUGAUGUUACACGAGACGAUUCGCAACGACGAUUUUUAGCGCAAUUGUUGCCACGUUAUUUAGAAUUGUUACAACAUUUUUCCAACAUUGCAACGCUGUUUUGCGCUAAAAAUCGUCGUUGCGAAUAGUCCCGUGCAACAUCACCUUAAAAUCGUUAAUUUGUUAUCACUCUCCAGUGGUGUCGCCGCGGACAGUGCGUGCCGUAUGGCAGCGAGGGGCCUGAAGCUGUAGACGGCGGUUAUGGACCGUGGGGAGCUUGGAGCCAGUGUUCUCAUUCAUGUGGAGGGGGACUGAUAACUAGAAAAAGGGAAUGUAACAGUCCAAGGUAAGUUAAUAAAUACGUAAAAAGAAAUUUGGCGCCAAUCUGUUUGGAAGAUAAAUCGUUCUGUUUUUUCCAGAUCAUGUUUCCUAUAUUUGAAUAACAAAAAAAUGCGUGAAACGCGAAAAAAUCACGUAAUAGGGUGUGUCAAAUUGAAAUCUAAAUACUUUUAAUUUAUAUUUAGAAACUUAAGAAGAGCAAGUGACAUUAACCUUCGGCCUUGCCAGUACCUCAAGCAUGCGCAUAGCCAUAUCAACCGGGCGGUGGCACCCAUGGACAGCUGUUUCCCUCCUUAUUGGGGCUCAUCAGCAUGGCAUAGCCGUCGGACCUUUGUGCGGUCAAAGCCGUUUUCAGAGGCCCUUUACUCCCGUGAAGAAAUAGCUGUCUGUGGUUUCCACUGCCCAGGUGAUAUGGCCGUGCGCAUGUGUUAAGUGGUGUACAUGUGGUGUACAAGUUGGUGUACAUAUGUCACUUGCUUUCAAGUUUUUCCUGCAAUUACAGCCGGUAAAAGGUUCCAAAUCCACUACAAUUAAGAUUAUUUCGUCAUGAUGAGUGCACUUAAAAUAGUGUCUGCAAUGUGAGCACCCAUAACAGUGUUUGCAAUUGUCUCUUUUGAUUUAGGCCUGCAAACGGUGGAAAGUUAUGUCAAGGCCAUUCAGCAGAGUUUCGGUUCUGCCACACUCCUGUAAGUAUGUAAUGCCUACUUUAAACAUCCUUAGUUUAAAACAAAUGACUUAUUCUUCGCUGGAAAACUGAGCUAAAUAGUACUAGCUGUUCUCUUUCGCUUCAGAAGUUGAAACAUGCGAGACUUGCCUUGAUCAUUAGCUAAGGGGCAGGAAGAAUUUAUUAUGCAUCGGUGCUCAUACACCAAAAAAAGGACCUCACGGACAAUGGGAUACGUUUCAUUGACUAUUAAUAAUAAUGAAUCCUGAUUUGAUCGCUUAACAGUAGUCGUUUUAACCUUACAUGCAGCAGCCUAAUUCUAAUUAACCUCCGUCUUUGUUUUGUUUUGUUUUUCUCCUUUUUUGCCAUGAGGAGUUUCCUAGUCUGUUUUUCUCUCGACCUUGCAAUGAGUAUUGCGGAGAUUCUAAUAAAUUUCAAUUGUAUUUUAUUUUGCUAUUCUAGAAAUGUGCAGCCGGGACACAAACUCCCAGAGAAAGCCAAUGUGAAGCGAAGCGUCACGUUCGAUUCGUCGAUGGUAACAAGUACCCGUGGAGUUACAACCCCGCGCUUCCUGUCUUAGGUAUUUAACAUUUAAGGGCACAAAGUAUGGGAGGUGUUUGGAGUAAGGCACAGCAACUAUUCCAGUGAAUAAAUUUAUCAUAAUGAAGUUGGUAGAAAAAGCAUUUAGGUAGCUUAACCACCACCCCAUUAAAAAAUCACAAAAAAACCCCCCCCCCCCCCCCAAAAAAAAAAAAAAAACGCGGACGCGCAGUCAAGAUCAACAGUUAUCUAUAGUUACAAACAGGAAUUGUGUGGUGAGCUAUAAAAAGCCAAAAAUUUGACAUUUAGUGCUAAAUAAAACUUAAAACCGUUACAACCUGUUUACAUGGUCUCAGUUUGUCAUUUUGAAAUCCCGAAAUAAUAUAACAUCUUCCGCAAACUCAAAAGUUAAAUGAAAAACAUGUCUUCAUGAUCAAUUAUGUAGGCUAGGAACGGCUAGAAAGUCAAAGCAAGUCAAUAACCUUGUUUCUCCUACUUUUAUCACAUUAAAGCUGGUCAGGAAUGUAAGUUAUAUUGCAUAGCUGAGGUGGGCAUCCGCCAGUUUGCCAAGUUUUCAUUCGGGUAUGUGGAUGACGGAACACGCUGUGAUGACUACGAUGAGAACAGCGGUCUUUGUAUAAACGGCAAAUGCCAGGUAAGGGUCAUGGACGCGAUAUGACGUUAAGUCUCCGCAGACUCCGCAUUGUAAACGUUUUACAGAAGUCAGUGUUGCUCAAGGUGACUUGCGAAACGAAAGAACUAGAUCAUUCUGAACGUGAGAGUUGGAAAACCAGUGUUAUUUUCACUGUACCUCUGUUUGAUUCAUUGUGAAAUGCUAGCAGCAUAGUGAGUCCUCACUGGCCUAAAGCUAGACGAAAUUUAGAACGAAAUGCGGUUUUCCCAAAAAAAGAGAAUCAAGAGCGUGUUUUGCUUUGUAGACUGAAUUGAAAGCCACCCACACCCAAAAGUAGUAUUUCUUCAUAAUUGAAAGGGCAGCUUCAAAAGAGACAGUUGAGAAGAAGAUGACAUUCGAACGCUAGCCCUAGCAAGAGCGAACAUGGUAUUUCUUACACAUACAAAAUUAAAUUAAAUAAGAUGGAUGUGUUCUUUUCAUCAGAACCAGAAUUGAUCAAUUCUUAUUAUUGUUACGUGUUAUUUCUGAUCCAGACCCUAGGAUGCGACAAAGUUCUAGGAUCUUCUAAAGUAUUCGAUCGCUGUGGUGCGUGCGACGGCGACGGAACAUCCUGCAUUGGGAAAAGGUUUACAUACAAAGGCUUCCCUAAACCAAUGAAAGGUUAACAAUUUACUUCUCUUUCUAUAAGGCCGAACAUUUUGAUUUCCUCAGGACGUCUUAGUAUUUUCUUGCUCUUUGAAUGUAGGACAUUACCAGCCUAUUGGAUUUCUCCCAGCUGGCGCAAGAAAUAUUCAAAUCAAAGAAAUGAGUGGCUUCAAAAAUUAUUUGGGUGAGAAAACAUAAGCAUAAUCCCAAUGUUUGCAUCACAUGCACAUUAUAACAUUGUUUAGUAGCAUUUUCAAUUAAUCUAAGAUAGAUUAUACUUAGGGUGAUAUAAAAUAAAAACGGAAUUGUUUACUCCAACUAAGCAUAACGGACCCAGACAAUCCAACUGGCCAAUCAGAACACCGAGCGAGCACGGUUAUAGUAGGGUCGGACUUUCAGUGAUUCUGAUUGGUAAGAAAGGGCCACAAAAGAACACACAUUUUUCGAAUUUUUUGGAAAAAGAAAAAAAUAGGAUAUUAGUAAAUAACAUUUCAGGAAUAUAUGUGAAUCCCCCCAAAAAGUGAAAAAUGCAAUUCCAAAAAAGGUUAAGUACUAUGGUUUUCACAGCUAUGGAAAAAAAAAUAUAUUGAAGAAGCUCCACAACGUUUUCUUUUUUAAUCUUUGUAGAGACUAACUUCAAGUACAUUUAUUUCGAACAACUGGUCUACAGGACCUGCAUUGAUAGCAGUUUUUUUUCCUAAAACUGAAGCAGCAAUCCUUAUAAAUAUGUUUAAAUUAUUAUUAUUAUUAUUAUUAUUAUUAUUAUUAUUAUUAUUAUUAUUAUUAUUAUUAUUAUUAUUAUUAUUAUUAUUAUUAUAAGCUAGAAUAAGAUACCAAAUGAACAAAAGGAAAUAAACGUUAGGCCAUCGAAUGAGGUGGCCAGCAUUAUUUACCAAAGUUACUGACGGUUAAUUAUCGUUAUAUUAUGCUGCACCAACAGCAAUGAUGACAGCAAAAGGAACAGACUUGCUCAACAUGGAUUUCCGCAUUAAGGCACGAGCCUAUAAUUUCGUGGGUGCUGGAACAAGAUUCAAAUACACUCGUGAUGCCUUGAAGAAAGAAAAGAUUACUGCUCAAGGACCGCUGACCGAGAAUGUGGAGUUGAUGGUAUGUUGAGAAGAAAUAAAGAUAGGAGAAAAAAUAUGCGUCAAACAUCCGUCCGAGAGAUCGUCCAUAGUGCAUGGAUGUUAAAUUUAAAAUAUACAUUCAGAAAAACAGUAGGAGUAGUAGGUUUUGUCCUAUUUGCAAUGCAGCAGGAUUUUAAAGGCUUGGAUUUUGCCAUCGGGUGUUUUUUUAGCUUCCGUUAUAACCCCAAGAUGUACGUCUAAAGAGGUGUCUGUCUUGAAAAAAGUUGAUUGACCGUAUAACUACAAUUAAACUUUACGUUUGUAUGUUAUUGCGGCAGUAUUUAGUUCAGUCGUGGAAGGAAGAAUACCAAGUCAGGAUUCGUUACCUCGUCCCCAACCCCUCAGAAGAGGUCGCAGACACAAGAUUUGUGCGCGGAUUGGGACAUAAGCACACCACUUUCAAUUGGACUCGGCGUUCACUGGGUUGUUCUGAGAGCUGCGGGGGAGGUAAGUGAACAGUUCAGUCACCCUGCCAUUCAAUUCUCUAAUGAGAGGUCCUCAAGGACUUAAGGUUGGCUGAAACGCUCUCCUCCUAAUUUCCAAGGGUAAGCCCUGGGGAUGAGGUUGACACGAGGGCUUAAGUUGCCGGGGACAAGACGUUGUGGCAAAUGUCCCCCUAAAUUGUGUUGCAAGGUUGCAAGUGAAAGCUCAUACAGAAAGACUUGUCUCUGUUAUAUCUGCCGGGUAUGCCUCUUAAACACAGUAAACAUGAGCCUUGUGUUGCACCAACCUUUUCGUGCCGCGUUUCAACUGAUAGUUAAUAUUUUGACGCCUCAGUUGUUCGAGAUACGGAUAGAGCUAUCCUCUGAUUAAAGCUCUAUCCACUGGAUGCAUUUGCGUUCCCUAACAUAUACUUAUCUGUUGGAUAAUAACCUCUCCGGUGGAUAUUGCUAUCUAAACUUUAAACAAGGAAAAAACCAGUUUCACUGACAUAUUAUUCACACAUUGCUCCAAAUCUUUGAUUUGAUCAAGGAUCAAUAAUUCUUUCAUUUUUAUUUUAUCUCCUUACGCCUCGGAGCAAAUUCGUUUUCUUAGUCUCUUCUUCUCUCUUUUCGUUUUCUUAGUCUCUUCUUCUUCUUCUCUUCUUCUUCACAGUAAACAUGAGCCUUGUGUUGCACCAACCUUUUCGUGCCGCGUUUCAACUGAUAGUUAAUAUUUUGACGCCUCAGUUGUUCGAGAUACGGAUAGAGCUAUCCUCUGAUUAAAGCUCUAUCCACUGGAUGCAUUUGCGUUCCCUAACAUAUACUUAUCUGUUGGAUAAUAACCUCUCCGGUGGAUAUUGCUAUCUAAACUUUAAACAAGGAAAAAACCAGUUUCACUGACAUAUUAUUCACACAUUGCUCCAAAUCUUUGAUUUGAUCAAGGAUCAAUAAUUCUUUCAUUUUUAUUUUAUCUCCUUACGCCUCGGAGCAAAUUCGUUUUCUUAGUCUCUUCUUCUCUCUUUUCGUUUUCUUAGUCUCUUCUUCUUCUUCUCUUCUUCUUCACAGUAAACAUGAGCCUUGUGUUGCACCAACCUUUUCGUGCCGCGUUUCAACUGAUAGUUAAUAUUUUGACGCCUCAGUUGUUCGAGAUACGGAUAGAGCUAUCCUCUGAUUAAAGCUCUAUCCACUGGAUGCAUUUGCGUUCCCUAACAUAUACUUAUCUGUUGGAUAAUGACCUCUCCGGUGGAUAUUGCUAUCUAAACUUUAAACAAGGAAAAAACCAGUUUCACUGACAUAUUAUUCACACAUUGCUCCAAAUCUUUGAUUUGAUCAAGGAUCAAUAAUUCUUUCAUUUUUAUUUUAUCUCCUUACGCCUCGGAGCAAAUUCGUUUUCUUAGUCUCUUCUUCUCUCUUUUCGUUUUCUUAGUCUCUUCUUCUUCUUCUCUUCUUCUUCACAGUAAACAUGAGCCUUGUGUUGCACCAACCUUUUCGUGCCGCGUUUCAACUGAUAGUUAAUAUUUUGACGCCUCAGUUGUUCGAGAUACGGAUAGAGCUAUCCUCUGAUUAAAGCUCUAUCCACUGGAUGCAUUUGCGUUCCCUAACAUAUACUUAUCUGUUGGAUAAUGACCUCUCCGGUGGAUAUUGCUAUCUAAACUUUAAACAAGGAAAAAACCAGUUUCACUGACAUAUUAUUCACACAUUGCUCCAAAUCUUUGAUUUGAUCAAGGAUCAAUAAUUCUUUCAUUUUUAUUUUAUCUCCUUACGCCUCGGAGCAAAUUCGUUUUCUUAGUCUCUUCUUAUGCGGUUUAAGCCAUUGGGCAUAAAAUUUUGGGUUCAUAAUAUUGUCUUUCCCAUGUAGGUACCGUUUUGAUCAAAGGUACCUGUGUCCGCAAUGACGACGAAUCUAUGGUCAGCGACCACUUCUGUGGCGGAGAGAGGCCUAGGGAUGAGACAGUUAUAUGCAAUACUCAUGAAUGCCCAGCGAGGUGGGUACUGAAAUCUACCAAAAGAAUAUAUACUUCUGAUUAUAUUGUUUUUUAUUUUCAAUUGCUCCUGAAGCUGGUUGGGAAGGCCACUUAUUGUGGUGGAUACUUUUAGGUGGAAAACCGGUGAAUGGACAGACUGUUCUAAAACCUGCAAUGACGGUCACCCAGGAGAGAGGACACGGGAAGUUAUUUGUACUGACGAGUCGCAUGGUAUAGAGACUGAAGUGGAGGAGUUACACUGUGCAGAACCUAAACCGGCAGGACGUGAGACAUGCGCACAUCAUCCUUGCCCUGCUGAGUGGGUUACCGUGAAAUCAUCUUCAGUAAGUAUAAGUCAAGAAUUUAGUAUCACGCAACCUCGUCACUGGGGCUUUUCCCUCAGUAAAUAGGAGUAGCCCCUCACAUUCUAUAAGGGAAAAACCCUGGUGACGAAGUUGUGUAUCACGAUCUUGCAUCAGUUGUUGCAAAAUCAGCUAAAAAUACUUCUGACCAAGUGGAAGAAAAUAAAGUCGGCAGAAAUAUCAUGCGCACUAAAAGUCUCGACAAAACUUCUCGACUCUUGGCAAUAACAUAUAUGAUUUUAAAAUAAGCCACGAAAUGAACCUCUUUCCUUUUUUGGAGGCAAAACGUUGUUUAAAACCUUUCUUAACAUUGACAUCCUCUCUCUUGUUUAAUGGCAGUGUUCCGUCACCUGUGGUAAAGGCGAGCGAGAAAUUGAAGUGGUUUGCGUGAAGAAAGGAGAACGCAACGAAAAGGAACCCGUAGAAGAGAAAGAAUGCAACGGAGACAAACCACCUACCAGGGCCUCGUGUGACACUGGGAUACCUUGUUAAUGAUAUGGCUUGUACAGCGGUAACAUGGUUAACAGACAGCUUCGACAACAAGAGUGACUUUAUCACCUGAGAAAAAAAUCAUACCCGCAACUUGAAAAUUUUUGUUGCGUACACAGAAAUAUUCUCAAUAACUAUGAAUUAUCUUCUUUGAGCAAGUAAACUUGAGCCUUUACUUACUAUGAUAAAUGAAACAUUUGGUGACAAAGAGAAAAUAGUUUGCCACCAAAGACAAAAACUGUUCAAUGUGCCUGAAAGAGUCGAGAACAAACUGUACAGGUUGACUUAAAAGUCACCCACCCGGUUUCUUAAUGAUGAGACUAUAAUCACUCAAAAUAGCGAUUACUCUGAGUUGUUUUCGCGUUUUAAGCUUGAAUUUCAAGACACUUUCUCAAAUACUGUAAAUGUUGACCAUGUAAUGCUUGGUAACUUUGUCAAU